AUGACCGAGUCUCCGCAGUUGAAUGCCUCAUUGAUUAGGUUGAAACUUUUGGAUGCGCUUCGCAGCGGCGAUGACUCAAGGAUAGACGCCAUUAUCCGGGAGUUGAACUCGUCCAAGGCCAACAUCCACAACCAAGGGUUGUUGCAAUUGAAGGAAACAGUGUUGCAUUACGCCGUCCAGGUGGCCAGCUUGCACACGAUACAGUGGUUGGUCCAGCACGCCGACACGUAUGGCUUGGACAUCAAUUGCCAGGAUCACCAGGGCAACACCCCGUUGCAUCUCGCAGCCAUGGCAGGCAGACUGGACGUUGUUCGGUACCUCUUGUCGCUCCCACACAUAAACGACACCAUUGCCAACGUGGACAAGAAGCAGCCCGUGGAAGUCGCCAAGAACCUAAACAUCGCCCAGUUGAUGCAGUUUGAACGAGCAAAAUUUGUCGAAAAAGCUGCUUGCGACUUGAGAAGCUUUUUCAGCAAUCGAGACUUUGACAAGUUGGAGCAGUUGUUGGUGUUGAACCCUAGAGCUUCCGACUUGUUGGACAUCAACGGCGCCGACCCCGAGACUGGAAACACCGUUUUGCACGAGUUUAUACAAAAGGACGACGUUCCCAUGUGUGAGUGGAUAUUGAAGCAUGGAGGCGACCCUUUUAAAAGAGACAAGCGCGGCAAAUUGCCGAUCGACUUGGUCAACCCGAAAGACGAGCCCUUGAAGAAACUCAUCAAGGCGGUGUCAAAGGACCAGACUAUCAUGGACCCUGUGGCUGCAACUAAUGCCCCUGGCAAGACGGGGAAUGCCCCCACUUAUAAAGGAUACUUGAGAAAAUGGACCAACUUUGCCUCCGGCUAUAAACUCAGAUAUUUCGUUGUGGAUGAAAAUGGGAUCCUAUCAUACUACACCGAUCAAGACGACACCAACAACUCUUGUCGUGGUUCUUUGAAUCUUGGUUAUGCAACUUUGCAUUUGGACUCUUCGGAAAAGAUGAAGUUUGAGAUUUAUGGAAAGAAUGGGCUUAGAUGGCAUUUGAAAGCGAAUCAUCCUAUAGAGACAAAUAGGUGGGUAUGGACAUUGCAAAAUGCAAUUACAUAUGCCAAGGACAACAUCAAAAGGCGACGUCAACUUGCCAGUGGUGCUGGUGCUGGUGUUGGUAAUGCUAGUGGUGCCAAUGCUGGUGGUGUUGCACCUCCUACCUCCGCAAACAAAACCGCUUACGGCGACGAACCACACGAACAAGUUUCCACGGCGGAAAGUGAACCAGCCGAAAAGGCAAAACAUCAUCGUCUUAGAAUCCCAGGAAGGAAAAAACACAAGCAUAAGCGUGACAUUAGCCAAACCUCUGCUUCUGGCGACGAGAUUAGCAAUAGUAACUUGUCACGUUCAUCCACUGUCAAGAGCAAUGCAACUUCCUCCGAUGGUCCCAAAAUAGCAGCAUUAUCACCCGCAAAUGUCUACCCUGGUGCAUCGAAGCACACUGCCGAAGAGGAACAUGAAUACCUCGACACAGAUAAUGAAAACUUUGACUACGACGCCGAUGAAAUGGAAGUUGACGAUUACGACAGCGAGAACGAAGCGUCAAUCGACACCAAUCAUCUCAAUGACGAGAUUGCUGCAACCAAGAGGUCGUUGCAGAUUGAAAUCUCGUCUUUGUUGGAGUUGUUUAGUCAAGUUAUGACCAGUAACACAUUUGAGCCAAACUCAAAACAGGCCGAGGUGUGCAUUGUUGGCAACAAUACAAUCAAAGCAGUCAGCGACAUGUUAGGCAAGUACAAUGCCGGUAUUGAAGCUAGGGACGGCAAAUUGAAAAGAAACUUGGAUAGACAAUUGGAGGUGAACCAACUUUGGGAAAAAUCAAUUAGACAGUUGGAAAAUGAAAUCCAGACUAGAGAGGACAAGUUGGCUGUUUACAAAGGACAGAGGAAACAAUUGAAGAAGUACUUCUCGGGUGGAAAUAACGCUGCAGUCAGGUCUAGUGGAACCGUUUCUCCUCUUCCAACUACUAAAGUUGAUCAAGAUAACAUCACCAGUGCCCACACGGGCAGGGGAAUGAGUGAAGUCCCAGAAGAAACACAGGUGGACCAAGUGGAUAAGAAGUUGGAUGCAAUUCAAGGACAUUAUGCACAUUCUCAUCCUCAUCUUGGCAAUGAGGACGAGCAGAAUGCGGGUGCCGCUGCUGGUGCCGCUGCUGGUGCUGGUGCUGGUGCUGUGCCAGAAGAUGUAAUUGAGUUGUUGGGAGAUGAUUCAGAUGAUGAGUUUUUCGAUGCCGACGAAUUUGAGGAGACCCAAGCCCCCGAAUGGCCUUCCGAGCUAACUGGUGAAGAACAGCCUCCAGCACCAGCCAACGGGCCAGCAUCAGAGCCAGUUCCUGAGCCAGUUCCCGUUGACGAAAAAGAACAGCUACCAGCCAACGAGUCAGCGCCAGAGCCUGCUCCUGUCAAUAAAGAAGCAAAGACAGGAGGAUUAGAAAGCAGUGCCCAGGGAGCGCCAGCAGAGCAAGAGGUUAAAGAUGAGCCUUCCCACGUGCCCGAAGCCGCCGCGGGUGCAGCUGGUGGUGCCGGCACAGGUCACCAGAAUGUGCAAGAGCAAUCGGUGGCACCAGAUGAAGUUCCAGCUCAAGAAGAACCAACUCAAAAGCAAUUCCAACAAGACAGCGCUCCAGGAGACGAAGGGCUCAACCCGGCGCAACGAAAAGUCAAUCAAGAAUUACAACAGCAAGGUACAUUCUUGGGCUAUGAGAAACCACCACGGCUGAAGCUUUCCAUGGAUGAAGAUAAUAGACCAAAAGUUGGGUUAUGGGGAAUCUUGAAAUCAAUGAUUGGUAAGGAUAUGACACGUAUGACUUUACCGGUCUCUUUCAACGAGCCUACUUCACUAUUGCAGAGAUUGGCCGAGGACAUUGAGUACAAUGACUUGAUCAACACGGCGGCUCGAUACGAUGACUCUACGUUGAGAUUGAUCUACAUUGCCACGUUUGCAGCCACAGAAUAUUCCUCAACCAUUGAUAGAAUCGCAAAGCCAUUCAAUCCGUUGUUGGGAGAGACAUUUGAAUAUGCCAGAACCGACCAGAACUAUAGACUAUUUGUUGAACAAGUGAGUCACCACCCGCCUAUUAGUGCCUGUCAUGCCACCUCACCCAAAUGGGACUACUACGGUGAAAAUGCGGUUGAUUCAAAAUUCUCUGGUAGAUCAUUUGACUUUAAGCAUUUGGGCAAGAUGUUUUGUGUUGUGAGACCCGAUAACGGGGUCAAGGACCAGAGGGGCAACAUUGUGGCCGAGGAGUUGUACAGUUGGAAAAAAGUCAACACUGCCGUUGUCGGUAUAAUGAUUGGUAAUCCUACUGUGGACAAUUACGGUAAGAUGAUUGUUACAAACCACACCACCGGUGAUACAAUCACCGUUGACAUGAAGCAAAGAGGAUGGAGAGCAUCAUCAGCAUAUCAAUUAUCGGGCCAAGCUUUGGACAGAAACGGCGUUCCACAGUGGGCAAUGGGCGGCCAUUGGAACUCGAGGAUCUACGCCAAGAAGGUCACAGGUGAGCAGCAAUCUGGAACUGCCAAUAGGAAAAUGUCCAUCUUGGAGGAUCCAGACAAGACAGCACCCAAAUCGUCUGACCCCUUCUCGGGUUCCAAGUUUUUGGUUUGGCAAGUUGCACCUAGACCCAAGGUGCCAUUCAACUUGACUGCGUUUGCUGUCACGCUCAAUGGCCUCGAUGAAAACUUGGACAAAUGGGUUGCUCCCACUGAUACUAGAUUGAGGCCCGAUCAAAGAGAUAUGGAAGAAGGUAGAUAUGACCAGGCAGCUGAUGAAAAACAUAGACUUGAAGUUAAGCAAAGACAAGCUAGAAAAAGGAGAGAUGAACUGGGCGAAACUUAUAUACCCAAGUGGUUUAUUAAGCAGAAACAUCCUGUUACUGGUGAUAUGUAUUGGGAUUACAAUGGCAAGUAUUGGCCCGAUAGGAAAGCUCACCAAUGGCAAGGUUGUCCCGAUAUUUUUUGA
Messenger RNA from Lodderomyces beijingensis, 3990 nucleotides. NCBI's taxonomy places the organism in Eukaryota, Fungi, Ascomycota, Pichiomycetes, Serinales, Debaryomycetaceae. The record is from the annotation of a GenBank genome assembly.